GCCCAGAGCCAAAAUAAUGAAUCAAUCCUCAAGAUGGCGACCAGUUCUGAACGCACACCUCCGCCUUUUCCUGAAUCAGAGGACAUGGAUUUAGAUACAGAAAUGGGAGACGCAGAGAGCAACGAAAACGAAUGUGUUGUGGCAAAUGAGGAUGUGAUUGGGGCAGAGGCAGAGGCCAACAAUGCUCCAGAUGACAUAUUUUCUGAAUUACCAACUGACAGUUUCAUUAAUCCUAUAACUGAUUCCAUAAUCAAGUCAGACAUGGAUGCAAUUGACAAGCAAGAUGAACAACUUGUUGACAUCGAACCAAAGGAAGAACCAAACAAGGCACCUGAUAGCAUUUUGUGGACAGCACAGAGUACGACUGUGAGCAAACCAGAAGACGAUGUCAGAUCUCCCCUUGUUGUCCAGAGUGAAUCUGUCAUGCAUAGGUUAUCUGCUAAUGACCUCAUCAAUGAAUUUUCUUCUGAUUCACCUGGUAAAAUAUUAGAUGAAUGUGAACUUGAGACAGACAGUAGUCCAACUAAUGACCUGUCUCAAGAGACAGAGACCAAACCAACUGGUGAACCUGUCAGUGAAAGCCAAGACAUACCAGCAGUAGAUGUCCUCCUUGAUCAAGCGAGUGCUAAUUCUGACUGCCCUGGUAAGAUAUUGGAUGAAUGUGAACUUGAGACAGACAAUGGUCCAACUAAUGACCUGUUUCAAGAGACAGAGGCCAAACCAACUGGUGAACCUGUCAGUGAAAGCCAAGACAUACCAGCAGUAGAUGUCCUCCUUGAGGAAGGGAAUUCUGAGUCUGACUGCCCUGGUAAGAUAUUGGAUGAAUGUGAACUCGAGACAGACAAUGGUCCAACUAAUGACCUGUCUCAAGAGACAGAGGCCAAACCAACUGGUGAACCUGUCAGUGAAAGCCAAGACAUACCAGCAGUAGAUGUCCUCCUUGAGGAAGGGAAUUCUGAGUCUGACUGCCCUGGUAAGAUAUUGGAUGAAUGUGAACUCGAGACAGACAAUGGUCCAACUAAUGACCUGUCUCAAGAGACAGAGGCCAAACCAACUGGUGAACCUGUCAGUGAAAGCCAAGACAUACCAGCAGUAGAUGUCCUCCUUGAUCAAGCGAGUGCUAAUUCUGACUGCCCUGGUAAAAUAUUAGAUGAAUGUGAACUUAAGAUAGACAGUAGUCCAACUAAUGACCUGUCUCAAGAGACAGAGACCAAACCAACUGGUGAACCUGUCAGUGAAAGCCAAGACAUACCAGCAGUAGAUGUCCUCCUUGAUCAAGCGAGUGCUAAUUCUGACUGCCCUGGUAAAAUAUUGGAUGAAUGUGAACUUGAGACAGACAAUGGUCCAACUAAUGACCUGUUUCAAGAGACAGAGGCCAAACCAACUGGUGAACCUGUCAGUGAAAGCCAAGACAUACCAGUGGUAGAUGUCCUCCUUGAGGAAGGGAAUUCUGAGUCUGACUGCCCUGGUAAGAUAUUGGAUGAAUGUGAACCAAUGGUAGAUGUCCUCCUUGAUCAAGGGAGUGCUGUUGGUGAAAACUCAGCUGUGUGUCUCAAUGAACCACUGACAGAUAUCAGAGAAACACCUCCUUGUGACAACUUUUUAGAGUUGUUAAGUGAACCUGCCAGUAAACAACAGAGAGACCUCUUCAGUGACCCUGAUGAUCUUUUUAGUGAGUUGCUCAAUGGUAAAAAUGAGCCGAAGAGCUCUGACUCAACGGAUAUCUGCCGAGAAGCUAAAAACACCCUGAUCACUGGACCCCUGGGUGAUGAUGUGGACAAUCCUCCAUCUGAAAUUUUAUCUGAGGAUUGUGUGAUGAAAGUUACAAGCCCAAACUCGGACUCUUCUUCUGACAGUCGUACCAGAGAUGAGGAGCAAGAUAUAUUUGCAGAGGCCACUGUUGAAUUAUCACUGGACAGUCCGGCAAUUGAAAGAAAGAGAACUGAGCCGUCCAGGCUCUUACCAGCUGCUUCUUCCACCUCUACUUCCUCAAGCAUGUCCGAACAACGGCAAAAAAUACUGGAAGAGUGUGUGCAUUCUCUUCAGCAGGUUGAAGAAGAAGACAAGUUUGAGCUUAAUAUCUCUGUGACUAACCCCGAGAAAGUUGGCGAUGGAAUCAACGCCUAUUUGGCCUACAGAGUAUCCACACAGACUACACUACCAAUGUUUAAGAGCAAGACCUUUGUAGUAAGAAGGCGUUUCAGUGAUUUCCUUGGGCUGUAUGAGAAACUCUCAGAGAAACUCUCACAGAACGGUUACAUCGUCCCUCCACCACCAGAAAAAAGCAUUUUGGGGAUGACAAAACUGAAAGUAGGGAAAGAGGACCCCUCAUCUGCAGAGUUUGUUGAGAAGAGGAGAGCUGCUCUGGAGAGGUUUCUCCAAAGGGUUUUGUGUCAUCCAUCACUGUUGCAGGACCCUGAUGUAAGAGAAUUUCUUGAGAAAGAGGAGUUACCCAGGGCAGUUAACACACAUGCAUUCAGCGGCGCCGGCUUCUUAAAGAUCAUCAACAGGGCCACAGAUGCGGUCACCAAAAUGACCAUAAAGAUGAACGAAUCAGAUAUAUGGUUUGAAGAAAAACUUCAGGAAGUGGAGGGUGAGGACCAGCAGCUAAGGAAACUUCAUGUCUUGGUGGAGUCGCUUGCCAAUCAUAGAAAGGACCUGUCAGCCAAUACAGCGAUGUUUGCCAAAAGUAUUGGGAUGCUGGGCAGCUCCGAGGACAAUACAGCUCUCUCACGUGCUCUCUGUCAGCUGGCGGAAGUGGAAGACAAGAUUGAACAGUUGCACCAGGAGCAGGCUGGAAAUGAUUUCUUCAUUUUUGCUGAGUUGCUGGCUGAUUACAUUCGUCUUCUGGGAGCAGUUAGGGGGUGUUUUGACCAGCGCAUGAAGACGUGGCAGCGCUGGCAGGAUGCUCAGAACAUGCUUCAGAAGAAACGUGAAGCUGAGGCCAAGCUGUUAUGGGCCAACAAGCCAGAGAAACUACAGUUAGCUAAGGAUGAAAUUACUGAGUGGGAGGCAAGGGUGACUCAGUAUGAGAGAGACUUUGAAAGGAUUUCAGCAACUGUUCGAAAAGAAGUCAUUUGGUUUGAGAGGGAAAAGGCCAAGGACUUUAAGAAACAGAUGCUAAAAUACCUGCAGGUCUUACUACAUUCACAACAACAGCUGACAAAAUACUGGGAGUCAUUCCUACCAGAAGCAAAGGCCAUUGCUUGAUGGUGCAUGUACGUUGGAGGAGAAGAGGUUCUUUUACAAUUGUUUACGUUUUGUCUAAAAGCAGAACACAAUAGAAAUGAACACAAACAACCAGAGAUGUCUAGCACACAUGGCUGAAAAUGCUCAGCACUGAAUUGAUUGUUUUGUUUUUAAUGUUUUAGAUGACAAAAUUUGAUAUUUUUGGUCAAAAUGAGAGAUGGAAUCUAGAGAAAACAUAUUUGUCUCCCUGGCGCAAUGACUUUUCUUAUGGCAAACAGGUAAGGGGAAAAAAGGCGAGUACAUUGCGUAGAAAAAUAAAACCAGCCAACUAGGAGGAUUCAGGGGCAUGUUCUUCUGGGUGAACAUUUUUAAAUAUAUUUGCUUUGCAAGCUCAUUUUUAGUUAUUCUAGAUAACGAAGAACUGUUUAAAAACACAUACUGUAAAAGGGAUCAAUAGGGGCCCAGAGCUGGAUUACUUGGGAGUACCAGGGCCCAGUUGUUUAAUCUGGAUAAAAAUUAUCCGGAUUUGAAAACUCUAUGUUUUACUAUUCAGGAUCAGGUAAUCUAUUUUUCUUUUACCUCAGCUAUAUUGGAUUGGAUCACCCUGAUCCAGAUAUGAACUUUCUGGAUUACGACAUCCACAUUAUCGGUGCCACUAAUUAGGACUAUGUAUCACAAUUUAGCCAGUGGCUAUGUAAGCAACAAUAGUUAGACUAGGUGGCAAGGGGUUGCUUUAAGUGUUGUAUCUAAAGAUACAGAAGAUGGCACAAUAAAACGUUAUAAACA
Molecule: messenger RNA, 3975 nt
Organism: Sardina pilchardus (European sardine)
Lineage: Eukaryota; Metazoa; Chordata; Actinopteri; Clupeiformes; Clupeidae
Gene: snx1a
Product: sorting nexin 1a
Exons: 15
Coding region: 34-3210 (1058 amino acids)
Biological process (GO): early endosome to Golgi transport
Cellular component (GO): endosome membrane; endosome
Molecular function (GO): phosphatidylinositol binding
Source: RefSeq, a predicted model, not a curated record